Molecule: messenger RNA, 1995 nt
Organism: Electrophorus electricus (electric eel)
Lineage: Eukaryota; Metazoa; Chordata; Actinopteri; Gymnotiformes; Gymnotidae
Source: RefSeq, a predicted model, not a curated record
GCCAAGAUGUCCUGGCGCCUAGAAAAAUAAACACAAGAUGACUCCAAAAGUGCUUCAAUAUUUCAUUAGCCUAACUUAUAAAUAUAAGCAGAAAUGUGUAUUUCUAUAAAUACAAGUGUGUAAACGACUUUUAUUUUGGAAUAGGAGAGGAUGCAUUUGAGCGGAAGUAAAACGUGAGAAAUUCUGAAUGCGUGAACUGUUUCAUUUACUUUAUAUUUUUAAAAUAAUAAGGAGUAUGGACCUUAAGAUGGUAACCUUCUGAGGUUCUUAAUGGAUCGUUUUGAGGAAGAUUUAGUUGAGGCCCUUAAAGACGUUGUAAGGGCCAGAAACUGGCAGUGUAUUGGAGACGCAUCGAAAUUCAAGACCCCAUGCACGAAGUUGUACUCAGAAGAUGGACAACACAUCGUUCUUGUGCGCUCGGACGACGGACGGUUUUGGGCUAUGGAUUCAUCAUGCCCACAUGAAGGAGGGCCACUUGAUCAAGGAGACAUCGAGGACCUGGGCAAUGGCAGGCUGGCAUUGAUAUGUCCCUGGCACUGUUUUGAAUUUAGCCUGGAGACAGGUUCCUCUUCCACAGGACUGCAGAAUCACGUCUACAAUGUCAGAGUAACGGAUGGAAAGAUAUAUAUUAACACUCAGCAUACCUUGACCCUCUACCCUAUUCCAGCAAAGAAGGGAGCAAGCCAAGAUACUUCAUUACCAGUGGAAAUAAAUUCAGCAUCUUCAGAAAAUACACUCUGUUUUUGGGCUACAAAAGUCCUGUGUACUCCAGACCCACAAGAAAAGGUGGUCUUGACCAGGCAAGUGCAAGGUUGGUGGGACACUGGGAAAAUAACAGAGAUCGGUGAGUGCACUCCGCCAGCUCAGCCAAGUAGGAUGGACAAUCUGACCGUGGUGGAGCCGGGCAAAAUUAAACGUGGCAAAGGAGGCACUCAGGCAAGCAGGAUCGCUUUGCUUCAUUCUUUGGCCAACAUCGAGCAGUGGGCUAUUGAUCUGUCAUGGGAUGUGAUCGCUCGAUUCUCUACAGUAACACUUGGUUCUGGUGACUCACUUCCACGGCAGUUCUUCAGUGACUUUGUCAAAGUAGCUGGGGAUGAGGCCAAACAUUAUGAUUUAUUAGAACAAAGGAUAGAGGAACUUGGUAGUUCUUUUGGUGCCCUUCCAGUACAUAACGGUCUGUGGCAGUCGGCAACAGAAACUUCCCAGGACGUUCUGGCUAGACUGGCAAUAGUGCACAUGGUCCACGAGGCUAGGGGCUUGGACGUACACCCUCAGACGCUGUCCCGCUUUGCUGCACAGGGGGAUACAGCAUCUGUGAAGGUUCUGGAGGUGAUCUACGCCGACGAGAUCACGCAUGUGGCUGCAGGACUCCGCUGGUUCAGCUACAUCUGCUCCAGCGAGGGGCGGGAUUGCUUGACGACUUUCCAUGACCUGGUUAAGUUGCACUUCAAAGGUUAUUUGAAGCCCCCGUUCAACGCAGAGGGGCGGAAGUCAGCAGGGAUGACUGAGGAGUGGUAUGUUCCACUUGUUAAGCCCUCCAACUGACUGAAGACCUCCACCAGCACUUCAACCGCAGCGCAGAGCUUCUUCACUCCAUCCCUCAUGUCCAGCGUACAUUCACUCUGCCAUCAUUUCCAUUACAGUGAUGUUGUUUACUUGCCUGGUUGUUGUUGUUUAUUUAUGUGCCCCCAAUUUUUUUCCCCAUUAAAUAUGCUAUGUAAAUUUUAUCAUCUUGGAUAUUUUUAAACAACAAAUGCAUGCAUGAUAUUCAGAGAAAUUUCUUAUCAAUGGACGUUUUUGAAAAGCCAUAUUUUUUUUCUCAAAAAAAUUGAUUAUCGAUUGUAUGCAAAAUAUAUAAUAUGGUCUAAUAAAUACUAUAGUGUUAUAGUGUUCAUUGUUUUUAGGCAUUGUGAAAUGUGAAGUAGAUUUCAAACCGUUUUCCAAAUACCCUCAAAGAUCACUAUACAGGCAAAAUAAAGAUUAUGGAAAAUAUUA